UCUAAAACUUCAUUGAACAAGUUCUCUCUUGUCUCCUCUCCUCUGUUCCCAAAACCUCUCAGAAAACAAUUGAUGGCUACAGAAUCACCAAAUUCGUCUCGUAAAGUUGUGGUUCAUCUUAGGGCAACUGGUGAUGCUCCAAUACUUAAACAAGCAAAGUUCAAGAUAGCAGGAACUGAUAAAUUUGCUAAAGUAAUUGAUUUUCUUCGUAGACAACUUCACCGAGAUACACUAUUUGUGUAUGUAAAUAGCGCUUUUUCGCCUAACCCUGACGAAUUAGUGAAUGAUCUUUACAAUAAUUUUGGGUUUGAUGGAAAACUGGUGGUGAACUAUGCUUGCUCAAUGGCCUGGGGCUAAGAGGUGAAGAUCUUGGGAUUGGCGUUACAAACACAGUAUGAACCAUGUAAAUCCUCUCUUUUGUUUCAGCUUUCUUUUCUAUCUUGUUCGUAUGUGGAAAAGAAGAAUAACUUUCAACAUUGAUUACCAUGUACAAAAUACAGAGGCUUGUUAUUUUAGUCAUCUUGACUUCAUUUCUUGAGUUCAUUGCUCUUUUCUUUUAUCCUAAUAUUUUCCUGAUU
Molecule: messenger RNA, 578 nt
Organism: Papaver somniferum (opium poppy)
Lineage: Eukaryota; Viridiplantae; Streptophyta; Magnoliopsida; Ranunculales; Papaveraceae
Product: ubiquitin-like protein ATG12
Exons: 5
Coding region: 73-357 (94 amino acids)
Biological process (GO): autophagy of mitochondrion; nucleophagy; C-terminal protein lipidation
Cellular component (GO): phagophore assembly site membrane; Atg12-Atg5-Atg16 complex; cytoplasm
Source: RefSeq, a predicted model, not a curated record